Molecule: messenger RNA, 324 nt
Organism: Archocentrus centrarchus (flier cichlid)
Lineage: Eukaryota; Metazoa; Chordata; Actinopteri; Cichliformes; Cichlidae
Product: cocaine- and amphetamine-regulated transcript protein-like
Exons: 3
Coding region: 1-324 (107 amino acids)
Biological process (GO): adult feeding behavior; cellular response to starvation; negative regulation of appetite
Molecular function (GO): neuropeptide hormone activity
Source: RefSeq, a predicted model, not a curated record
AUGGUCAAUGUCAGGAUGCUGUUCCUCAGCACCUCCUGCUGGCUGCUUAUUGUUUUAGGGAGUUGUGAAGAGCCAAUCCAGGAGAGAUCAGCCGAAUACGACGCCAUCAAGACACAAGAAGAGAGAGAGCUGAUUGAAGCUUUGCAGGAAGUUCUGGAGAAGCUAAAGGGCAAACAGCUGCCGUCCUCAGAGAAGAAACUCGGCUGGCUUCCUGCUUGUGAUGCAGGUGAGCAGUGUGCGGUACGUAAAGCUUCGAGGAUCGGGAAGCUGUGCGGAUGUCCCGAAGGAACAGUUUGUAACUUCAGUGUCCUCGAGUGUCUGUGA